This is a messenger RNA of Triplophysa dalaica, 729 nucleotides long. It is a transcript of the gene b9d2, whose product is annotated as B9 domain containing 2. The record is from RefSeq and is a predicted model, not a curated record. Gene Ontology annotation, cellular component: MKS complex. Bases 78 to 605 code for a protein of 175 amino acids. The transcript has 4 exons. Gene Ontology annotation, biological process: cilium assembly. NCBI's taxonomy places the organism in Eukaryota, Metazoa, Chordata, Actinopteri, Cypriniformes, Nemacheilidae.
UCUAAGGAAGUGACAGCCUUAACGACAGAGAGGUGUUGUAAACAGUGGAUAAACGCUCACAGUCAGCUAGGAGUCUUAUGGCAGAAGUGCAUGUAAUUGGCCAGAUCGUUGGGGCCACUGGUUUCCCACAGAACAGCCUUUUUUGCAAGUGGGGUGUACACACAGGUGGAGCAUGGAGGCUUCUUUCUGGUCUAAAGGAAGGCCAGACCCAAGUGGAUAUGCCUCAGAUUGGUGACAUGGCAUACUGGAGCCAUCCUAUUGAUUUGCACUACACAACUAAAGGCUUACAGGGUUGGCCAAAGCUUCAUCUCCAAGUGUGGCAUCAGGACCCAUUUGGGCGAUGCCAGCUGUAUGGUUAUGGUUAUUGCCAUGUACCGUCAAGCCCAGGGCAGCAUCGCCUGCAAUGUGCAACAUGGCGACCGCUGGGAUCCUGGCAGGAUCAACUUGCUCAUAUUUUUGUUGGCGGUGGCCCACAGCUGCGUACUCCAGAUCUCAUUUACAGUGGAGCCGACAGAUACAGACUCCACACGGUUGCCAUGGGCACAGUCGAACUAGAGCUGUGUGUCAUUCUGAGGCACUUUGACAGAUAUGGUGUGGAGACCUGACGAUGGAUGGGAGAUUGUUAGAUAUUUUUGUGCAAAUAUUUUGUUGUAUAGAACAGAAGCACAUAUAUAAGUAUAUGUGAUUAUCAGGAUGUACAUGUUUAGAAUGUAGGAUUGUUAUAUGAUU